Corylus avellana is the source of this 2076-nucleotide messenger RNA. RefSeq names its product putative nucleolar protein 5-2. NCBI's taxonomy places the organism in Eukaryota, Viridiplantae, Streptophyta, Magnoliopsida, Fagales, Betulaceae. Gene Ontology annotation, molecular function: snoRNA binding. Gene Ontology annotation, cellular component: box C/D methylation guide snoRNP complex; small-subunit processome. The record is from RefSeq and is a predicted model, not a curated record.
CCCUAGGCUAGACCCUUCUUCUUCUUCUUCUUCUUCUGCUUCUUCCUCCUCGCUCUCUCUCUCUCGCUCUCGCUCUCUCACAAAGGCAGCAGAGGAAGUGAAAGUUGAAAAAUGAUUCUGUUGUUCGAAACGCCGGCGGGGUUCGCCCUCUUCAAGGUUUUUGAUGAAGGGAGGCUCAAUAAAGUUGAGGACUUAUGGAAAGAGUUUUCCAGUCCAGAGUCAGCUAGACAGGUGGUGAAGCUGAAAGCAUUUUCUAAGUUUGAGAAUACGUCUGAAGCUUUGGAAGCAACAACUUUGUUGAUUGAUAGCAAGCCCAGCAAGGGACUGCGCAAGUUCUUGCGUGCCCAUUGUGAUGGGGAAACAUUAGCUGUAGCUGAUUCAAAGCUUGGGAACAUCAUUAAGGACAAACUGAAAAUAGAAUGUGUCCACAACCAAGCUGUGAUGGAGUUGAUGAGAGGAAUCAGAAAUCAGAUGACUGAGCUCAUAUCUGGCCUUGGCGUUCAAGACUUGGCACCAAUGAGCUUGGGUUUGUCUCAUAGCUUAUCUAGAUACAAACUGAAGUUCAGUGCUGACAAGGUGGAUACGAUGAUCAUUCAAGCCAUUGGUUUGCUUGAUGAUCUUGACAAAGAGUUGAAUACAUAUGCAAUGAGGGUGAGAGAAUGGUAUGGUUGGCAUUUUCCAGAGCUCACUAAGAUUGUCCAGGACAACAUUCUUUAUGCGAGGACAGUGAAGCUCAUGGGUGACCGUGUUAAUGCUGCUAAGCUUGAUUUUUCCGAGAUAUUGCCAGAAGAAGUAGAGGCAGAGUUGAAGGAAGCAGCUAUGAUAUCAAUGGGAACGGAAGUUAGCGAUCUUGAUUUAGCUAAUAUCAGAGAGCUCUGUGACCAGGUUCUCUCUCUUUCCGAGUACAGAGCUCAACUCUAUGAUUAUUUAAAAAACAGGAUGAACACCAUUGCACCAAAUUUGACUGCACUUGUUGGAGAGCUUGUUGGUGCUCGCCUCAUAGCCCAUGGGGGUAGCUUGUUGAAUCUUGCAAAGCAGCCUGGUAGCACAGUUCAGAUUCUUGGCGCUGAAAAGGCUCUCUUCAGGGCCCUGAAAACUAAGCAUGCUACUCCCAAAUAUGGGCUUAUCUACCAUGCAUCGUUGAUUGGUCAGGCACCACCAAAGCUUAAGGGAAAAAUUUCCCGAUCGCUUGCUGCAAAAUCUGUAUUGGCAAUUAGAUAUGAUGCCCUUGGAGAUGGUCAAGAUAACUCUAUGGGUUUGGAGAAUCGUGCCAAGCUUGAAGCACGGUUAAGGAAUCUUGAAGGUAGAGAAUUGGGUCGAUCCGCUGGGUCAGCCAAAGGCAAACCUAAGAUAGAAGUCUAUGAUAAGGAUCGAAAGAAGGGAACUGGUGGAUUGAUAACUGCUGCCAAGACAUAUAAUCCUUCAGCGGAUUCUGUUCUUGGGAAAACGGCAAAUACUACUGCUGGCAAUGAGGAGGAAACAGUCCCAAAGAAAAGGAAAGCAAAACUGUCUGAGACUGAGGAAGCAGAAGAGCAGGCUCCUGCUACUGGUGAAGAUAAGAAAGAUAAGAAGAAAAAGGAGAAGAAAGAGAAGAAGAAGAAGAAAGCUGAUGAGGGGGACACAGCUACGCCAACCAAUGGAAAUAACCAUGUGGAACAAGAAGGUGAAGAGGUGGUGACAAAAGAAAAGAAGAAAAAGAAGAAACAUUCAGCUGAGGAUGCCGGGGCACAUAAUGGGGAUGAGAAUGUCAACGCUGGUGAAAAGAAGAAGAAGAGAAAGCAUACCGAAGUAGAAGAAGAACCGGAAGCACCAAGCAAGAAGAAAGAGAAGAAAAAGAAGAAAAGCGUGGAUUGAGAAGUUCUGGAUGGCCAACCAAACAAUUUUGGCUAAUUUAGGUUGUCAACUCAGUACUUCUAUCUGUAAAAUUUACUUUUGGGUGCUUCAUCCUUUUCCUAGUGUGGUUUAUAUGUUAUUUGUAAUGUAUCUCUAAAUCUCUUGUGGACAUGAAUGCAAGGUAAGGGAGAGGACACAAUGUUAUAUUUGGCAAUAUCAGAUGAUUUAGAUUAUUGUUGCUUU